Messenger RNA from Knipowitschia caucasica, 291 nucleotides. The record is from the annotation of a GenBank genome assembly. Lineage: Eukaryota; Metazoa; Chordata; Actinopteri; Gobiiformes; Gobiidae.
AUGGAGGAGGUGAUGGAGGAGGUGAUGGAGGAGGUGAUGGAGGAGGUGUUGGAGGAGGUGAUGGAGGAGGUGUUGGAGGAGGUGAUGGAGGAGGUGAUGGAGGAGGUGUUGGAGGAGGUGAUGGAGGAGGUGUUGGAGGAGGUGAUGGAGGAGGUGAUGGAGGAGGUGUUGGAGGAGGUGAUGGAGGAGGUGUUGGAGGAGGUGAUGGAGGAGGUGAUGGAGGAGUCUAACAGCAUCUGCAUUUCAGCCAACACUGCUGUCCCAUGUGAUCACCUUUCGCCUGAGCUUUGA